Molecule: messenger RNA, 2817 nt
Organism: Fragaria vesca subsp. vesca
Lineage: Eukaryota; Viridiplantae; Streptophyta; Magnoliopsida; Rosales; Rosaceae
Product: cleft lip and palate transmembrane protein 1-like
Exons: 12
Coding region: 111-1907 (598 amino acids)
Cellular component (GO): endomembrane system; membrane
Source: RefSeq, a predicted model, not a curated record
CCUCUCUCUCUCUCUCUCUCUCUCAACGCUUCACGCUUCGAUCUCAUCGCCACCUCUCUCUCCCCCAAAUCUCAGCACCUCUGUUAGGGCCGCCGCAGCUGAAGAAGAAGAUGGCGCCGCCAGCGCCCGUCGCCGCCGCAGCAGCGGGAGAUGGGCAAGUACAAGGCGGACGGCAGCAAGGAGGGUUUGGGCAAAGCAUCGGCGGAAUCAUAAGAAUGGCCGUGAUUUGGUACUUCGCUUCCAAAUUCUUCUCCUCUCCCUCCAAAAAGUCUUCUGAUCCUUCUCAGCUCAGCUCCAAUAUCUUUCCCAAGGGUGAACCACUGGAUAUGUGGUUUUAUAUAACUGAACAUGAAAAGUUUAAUGAAUUCGGGAGCGAAAGUGCGCUUAUAUGGCAUGAAACUAAUAUCCCUUACGCCGUCUAUGGGCCGGAGAGUACCAGGACUCUGUCUAUGAAGUACUAUCCAUCGGAGGCAUUGAAGCACAAUGGGACUCUCUAUGCUCAUGUGUUCUUUGCCCGCGCCGGUUACCCUGCAGACCCAAAUGAUCGGGAGUAUCUGCCUCUAACUGCUUUUGGCAGGACGCAUGCUAUUGUGAUAAACUUGCCCAAGUCGAAAGCUUCUAAAAAGAAAAGUUUGCUGGGGGACUCAAAAGACUCCGAUGAGGAUGUAAAGAUUACUGAGGUGGUUGAUAAUACUCAAGGUGAUUCUGAGGAUAAUGGUCCUGAGGAGUGGGUAUCAUACUGGAAACCAAAUAUUACUGUUAAUUUGGUUGAUGAUUUUACCCGAUACCCUCAGAAUGCUGUUCCACCUAAUGUUGCUCCUUACUUAAAUGUGGAGCCUAAUUCUGGAAAUUACUUUCCAACCAUUUACUUCAACGAAUUUUGGUUACUUCGAGACAAGUUAAUACCGAUUAAUGAAACAGUGAAAGAAUUACCGCUGAAUCUGGAAGUAGGUCCCAUAAGCAUGACCAAGUGGCAACUGUUCCUUCAAAUUGAUCAGUCUUUCCAAAUUCACCGUAGUUAUGGAAGCAUGCUCGAGGGUGAGGCUGAUGAACUGAAGAGAGUAUUCUUGGAAGGAAAUCCUUACCUCUUGGCAAUCACAAUGGCUGUUUCGUUACUUCAUUCAGUGUUUGACUUCUUGGCAUUCAAAAACGAUAUUCAGUUUUGGAACAAAAAUAAGUCUAUGGAAGGGCUGUCUGCGAAGUCUGUCGUUGUGAACUUCAUAAGCCAGUUCAUUAUCUUCCUCUAUCUACUUGACAACGACACUUCAUGGAUGAUACUUGCAAGCUCUGGAGUUGGCUGCUGCAUUGAAUUUUGGAAAAUUGGAAAGGCCAUGCACAUAGAGAUUGAUAGAAGUGGGAAGAUACCAAUGUUGAGGUUCCGUGAUCGUGAGUCAUAUUCAGGGAAUAAGACAAAGGAAUAUGAUGAUAUCGCAAUGAAAUAUUUGACGUAUGUGCUCUUGUUCCUUGUCGCAUGCUCCUCUAUAUAUUCACUCAAGUACGAGCAGCACAAGAGCUGGUAUUCUUGGGUUCUCUCUUCAUUCACGAGCUGUGUCUACAUGUUCGGUUUUAUUAUGAUGUGCCCUCAAUUGUUCAUCAACUACAAGCUGAAGUCAGUAGCCCAUCUACCCUGGAGACAGAUGACUUACAAGUUCCUCAACACCAUCAUUGAUGACCUAUUUGCCUUUGUCAUAAAAAUGCCAAUGUUGCAUCGCCUUUCUGUGUUCCGUGAUGAUGUCAUAUUUCUGAUAUACAUAUACCAGAGAUGGGUCUAUCCAGUGGACAAAAAACGUGUAAAUGAAUUUGGAUUCAGUGCUGAAGCUGAUCAGGUCACCGAUCAGGUCACUGAACAGGUCACGGAUGGCACAGAGGACACUGCAGUUAAGCCAGAAGAGAAGAAAACCAACUGAGCUGAUGUUUAAUAGAGAUAUUGCAGGACAUAAUGGAACUCACCCUUUUGCUUUAGCUAUUUACAUUUAGGUCUAUCUUUUAGCAAGGAUUGGUUGUAGGCUAUGCACCCUUGUCAUAGCUGAGGGUGUUCUUUACCUGAUUUUUUUACCGUCUACAGUCUAGUGAGCUUUGUUGGUCUGGUUGCAGGAAGUUAACUAGGUGAUUUCUUCUGUUUCUUUUGUAGUCAGAAACUAGUGUAUUUUUUUUUUUCUGUAAUAUUCAUAAGUCCUUUGAUAAUGCCAUAAAUUUUGAUAAUGCCGGGCUUAUUUGUAAUAUUUUUUGUUUAGAUUGAUACCAAUAUAUUUUUGGCUAGUGCUAAAAUUUGGCUAUCCAAAUAUCGUAUCGAGUUAAACCUACUUGAUAUUGAAUUAUGAUGCGAGUAAUUUACUGUUUUCUUUUCUGGUUAGAUAGAGACUGGCCUUCUUUACUUGCAAAACCGAACAAGUUGAUAUUAUAUUCAAACUUCUAUAGCAUUUGCCAGGAUGUUCAGACACUUCGUAUUUAUCUCCAGAGAUGUUUACCCGUUAGGUGGCUACGGGUGAAAAGAAAACCAGAAAAUUCAAUAACCAACUCAUCAGUUCUCGAAAUACAAUGAGUGAGAAACAACUAGCGACAAUUUACUUAAAAUUGAUGGUGAACGGGGCAAUCAAAAUGAGUGAGAAACAAUGUAAUAUUGGAAUUAGGCAGGAACCCAGAAUGAAGAGGUUUGUGAUCAUCUGGUUACUUGGAACUGUCAUCAUUUAGGUAUACUAGAACAUGUAUUCUACUACUCUCCAGUCAGAGGAGUCCAGUGCUGAACUUAACACAACAUACUCUAUUGUCAUACAUGCUAUGGUAUAUGUAUUUUCUGGAUUGAAAUUAGUAUCUUUU